AUGAUAAAUUUUAGAUCCCCCAUGGAUCAAGCCUAUACUAAUUACUCAAUGCAAAGAUGUGUAAUAUACACAUAUGGAUUAAUAAUUAUAUUAAUUUCUUACACACACUGCUCUGAUAAACCAAAUGCUAAACCAACUGAUAACGCAGAUGAAAAUGCCUCUAGUAACAUAUAUGAUAUCAUAGAUUUUAUCCAAGAUCAGCCUACUACACAGGAUGGAAAAUAUUAUUUAAUAGAACCUCAGCCUGGUAAAGAUGGAAAAUACAGAUUAGUUCCAAUUACUCAUCUGGAAUAUAUACCAGCUCAUCCAGAACCACAGCCUGAGCCUAAGGAUACUGAACUACAAUAUCCUGGACCUUAUCAACAUCAACUAGAAUCAUUACUAACUGAAGAUCAAACUACUGAAACGACUAAGCCUAAUGAACCAAAACACCCACAUCAUAGUUAUAAACAUAAUAGACCAACUCCACGUCAUGGUAAAAUAACUGAACCUGAACUGGAACUGAAACCAGAACCAGAACUGGAACCAGAACAUAUGAAACCAAUAUAUCAUAAACCAGGAUAUUAUGAACAAGCUGAUACUAUUAGGAAAAAAUCUGAACACACUAAAAUAUGUAAACAAAUUACUUUUAUUAAGAAAGAUGAAAUGGGAAAUUUUGUCGAAAUGGAUAAUCAUGAUUUUGACAUAGAUUACGAGGUAAAGGCUACGAUUAAAUAUUCAUUCAAAACUAAUCUAGAAAUAAUAUAUUGUGACGGUGAGAUAGUUUAUACUCAUGAUAUUGGAAUGGAAUAUGCUUUAUCAUUAAAAUACAGUAAAUUUAUGGGAAGGUUCAUUAUUCAAUUAAGAAAGGAUUUUCUUUUCAUCAGAUACUUAGAUGACAAGUGGUUAGUAAAAACUAAAAAAAUUCCAGACUAUAUAAAAAUAUUCACACAAGAUGAUCAAGGGAAUUACAUUGAACUGACUCCAGAACACUGCAAUAUUGAUAUAACUUCAACUGGAUCAUUUAAAUAUAAUGUUGAUUCAUUAAAAUGUACCAGAAUUGAAUAUUAUAAUGAACUAGUUUGGGAUAAAAGGAUUAAGAGAGGUUAUCCAAUGACAAUAUGUUAUAGUCUUAAAAUAUCAUUUAUGAUUUAUUUCAAAGGAUAUGUUUGUUUUUAUGAAAGAAUAAAUGGAAUGUUUUAUUUAAAACAUAUUAGAAGUAAUAAAACAAAGGGAUACCUAGAUAAGUGA
Molecule: messenger RNA, 1230 nt
Organism: Theileria annulata
Lineage: Eukaryota; Apicomplexa; Aconoidasida; Piroplasmida; Theileriidae
Product: Theileria-specific sub-telomeric protein, SVSP family
Exons: 2
Coding region: 1-1230 (409 amino acids)
Source: RefSeq, a predicted model, not a curated record